This is a messenger RNA of Solanum tuberosum (potato), 1189 nucleotides long. Its product is annotated as GATA transcription factor 1-like. The record is from RefSeq and is a predicted model, not a curated record. Gene Ontology annotation, molecular function: zinc ion binding; sequence-specific DNA binding. The transcript is spliced from 3 exons. Gene Ontology annotation, biological process: regulation of DNA-templated transcription; cell differentiation. NCBI's taxonomy places the organism in Eukaryota, Viridiplantae, Streptophyta, Magnoliopsida, Solanales, Solanaceae. Gene Ontology annotation, cellular component: nucleus. Bases 120 to 977 code for a protein of 285 amino acids.
UUUAUUUAUUUUUUUCCUUUUAAUUUUUUUUCUUCUCUCUAAACAAAAUCAAACCAAACCCUUAUUCCAUUUUUCCUCUUUCAAUUUCUCCCUUCUGCUCUCUGUGUGUGAAAAAAAAAAUGAAAAUGGAGGAUUUGGACCCAACUGCAUGUUUCAUGGUGGAUGAUGACCUUCUCAACUUCUCUUUGGAAGAUGAAACUGUUGAAGAAGAUGAUGAAAAAUCAACUAUUACUAGCAAAGACCCACUUUCUUAUUCUUCUUCGUCUUCAACAAACCCUCUUGUUAGCCUUCUUCCCCACCCUGAGUGUGUAGAGGAAGAAUUGGAAUGGCUGUCAAACAAAGAUGCAUUUCCAGCGAUAGAGUUUGGCAUUCUUUCGGAGAACCCGGGUAUGGUAUUUGAUCACCAUAGCCCGGUUUCAGUGCUGGAGAAUAGUAGCAGCACCAGCCACAGCAGUGGCAAUGGUGUUGUUAAUGGAAAUGCUUAUACGAGCUGCUGUGUCAACUUAAAAGUUCCGGUUAAUUACCCUGUUCGUGCACGGAGCAAGAGAAGACGUAGAAGACGGAGAGGUGGGUUUGCUAACAUGCCAAGCGAGCAUUGUCUGCCGGUGACACAACCAAGUUUCAAGAACGUUAAGCAGCAUGAGCCAUUGCUUUCGUUACCAAUGAAUUCAGCUAAGAGUGCUGCUAGCAUUGGGAGGAGGUGCCAACACUGUGGAGCUGAUAAGACCCCACAAUGGCGGGCAGGCCCUCUGGGGCCGAAAACACUGUGUAAUGCUUGUGGGGUGCGCUAUAAGUCAGGCAGGCUGUUGCCAGAGUAUCGCCCGGCUAAUAGCCCUUCUUUCUCGGCUGCUGCGCAUUCCAACUCCCACCGGAAGGUUUUGGAGAUGAGAAAGCAUAAGAUUGGAGUGGGAGGAAUGUUGAUUCAUGAAGCUUGUGGAUAUAGAGUAGAACAGUAUUGCUGGAAAUGUACUUGCUAAGCAGUUUUAACAGUUGCAGAAGGUGGUGUUCGCUCGAGAUGGAAGUUUGAAGGUUACAGUGUUCUAAUUGUUUGAGGGGUUUGAUCAUCUUACUUUGGUUUUACCCCUUUAUGUAAUGAAGCAUUCUGCAAUGUAUUGUCUAUUUGUUUGAAUAAAAGAAAGAAGAUGGAACUUAUAUGCAGAGUUCUCUUCUCAUGGUUGAAUGAUGAUUA